Molecule: messenger RNA, 2198 nt
Organism: Exophiala viscosa
Lineage: Eukaryota; Fungi; Ascomycota; Eurotiomycetes; Chaetothyriales; Herpotrichiellaceae
Product: Pescadillo N-terminus-domain-containing protein
Exons: 1
Coding region: 138-2150 (670 amino acids)
Biological process (GO): ribosome biogenesis; maturation of LSU-rRNA from tricistronic rRNA transcript (SSU-rRNA, 5.8S rRNA, LSU-rRNA)
Cellular component (GO): PeBoW complex; nucleolus
Molecular function (GO): RNA binding
Source: RefSeq, a predicted model, not a curated record
CGGCACACCUGCCCUCUACAGUGCCGUUACUCCAAUUAUCCGAUUAAUUCAACUUUUUUUCUUCGCUGCAUUUUCGAGUUCGCAGAUUGCAUCUUGCAUUGUCCUUACGCCAACUCCUGCGUCCUCCUAAAGACGUAAUGGCGAAACAAAAGAAGAAGGGCCAAUCCGGCCAGGCGAAGAACUACAUCACCCGAACACAAGCUGUGCGCAAACUCCAGAUAUCCCUGCCAGACUUUCGAAGAUUAUGCAUCUUCAAGGGCAUUUACCCUCGUGAACCGAGAAACAUCAAGAAGGCCAACAAGUCUGCAACUCAUUCCACCACAUUUUACUACACAAAAGACAUCCAAUAUCUACUUCAUGAGCCUCUUCUGGGAAAGUUCCGGGAACAAAAGUCGCUGUCGAAAAAGAUAGCGAGGUCAUUGGGUCGCAAUGAAGUACAGGAUGCCGUCCGGUUGGAAAAACAUGGCAUGCCAAAGAUCAAGCUCGACCACAUCGUACGAGAGAGAUAUCCCACCUUUGUCGAUGCCCUGCGAGACCUAGAUGAUGCCCUCUCCCUGCUGUUCCUGUUCGCCAACCUGCCUUCUACAACCGCCGUUCCUGCCAAAGUCAUUUCUAAAUGUCAGCGCCUCUGCCACGAAUUCGAACACUACCUCAUCACGACGCACUCCCUUCGGAAGUCUUUCCUAUCCAUAAAGGGCAUAUACUACCAAGCGACAAUUCAAGGCCAAGACAUCAUGUGGCUGGUGCCCUACAAAUUCGUGCAAAGAGUGACACAAGAUGUGGACUAUAGAAUCAUGGGAACAUUUGUGGAGUUCUACUGCACUUUACUAGGAUUUAUCAACUAUCGACUAUACACAUCUGUCGGUCUUGUCUACCCUCCAAAGUUCGAUGCUGCCAGAGAUGAGCGCGGCGCAGAGUUGGGUGCAUUCACCCUGGAAGGCCGUGGCAUCACAUCAGCGAUUGACCAGGAGCCUCAGCAGAAAGCAUUGACGAAUGGCCACGAGCAAGCGCAGAACUCCGAAGCAGUUCAAGCCCAGAUUGACAAUAUUGCUCAGGAUACCGGCACAGACGAGGAGGUGAAGCAAGACGAACCUACCGGGGAUCAAGCUGACGCUGGUACGAUCGAUACGUUUAUUCCUGCUGCACCUGAGGGAGACACUCUCCCACAACCUGAUCGCACAGGGGAUGCAGCUUCAACUCUGUUCUCGCCCUGUGUCUUCUUCAUUUCCCGGGAAGCUCCUCGCCAUUCGAUAGAAUUCUUGUUACGAGCAUUCGGCUGCAAACGAGUAGGUUGGGAUACAGUUCUCGGCGAAGGUGCGUUCACCCACGAGGAGACGGAUCCUAGAAUCACGCAUCAGAUCGUGGACAGGCCAGCUCUUGCACAACCAUUGCCUAGUCUAGAGGGGCAGGAGACAUCUAAAACAGACCAAAACCUGCAAGUGGUCAAGCCAGGCUUUAUCAUGCCUGGUCGAAUCUACGUUCAGCCUCAAUGGGUUUGGGACUGUGUGAAUGAGGGGAAGCUGCUACAAACGGACAUAUAUGCUCCAGGAGAGACGUUACCGCCACAUUUGAGCCCAUGGGUCAGGCCAACGAGUGGACAAUAUGAUCCUAGAGCGACUCUGGAGGAGCAAGAGCUUGAGGGCGAAGCAGAGGAAGAUGGGGAAGAGGAGGAAACGGCCGAGAUUGAUGGGCCUGAAGAUGAGGAAGAUGAGGAGGAUGAGUCCGAAGAAGAAGACGAAGAAGUCGACGCAGGUGGUAUGGAUGUCGCGGGGUCAGAAGAUGAAUCUGAAGAAGAUGUUGACGAGGUCGACGCAUUUGGUGGAUUCGAAGACGACGCCGAUGAUGCCGCGAAUUCCGACAUCGAUGAGGAAGCCCAGCAUCAAAAAGAACUUGAAGCAGAAGCUUUGGGCGAACCUGUUCCUGUUACACAAACGAACGGAGAGGCUCAGAAGGCUAAAGCCCGCCAAGCGCGGAAAGCAGCUCAAACGAAGAAGGAUGAGGAGAUCGAACGCCAGAAGAUGAUGAUGAGCAACAAGAAGCGGAAAUUGUACGAGAAGAUGCAGUUUUCAAACGCAAAGCGUGAUACAGAGGCUGAGAAGCUGCGUGCUAAGCGACGAAAGGUCGAGCGUACCGGGAAGUCGAAGGCAUGAAAUCCUCAUAGCCGUAGGAAGCUGGCUUGACAAUGUUGGUUGUGCAUA